Molecule: messenger RNA, 2325 nt
Organism: Funneliformis mosseae
Lineage: Eukaryota; Fungi; Glomeromycota; Glomeromycetes; Glomerales; Glomeraceae
Source: the annotation of a GenBank genome assembly
AUGUCAAUAUUUUCAUAUAUCAUUGCUACAGGUUUAUUAUUUUAUGUACUUAAAUUUCCACUUCCAAAAUCAUCCUUAAUAUCUUUAGAUCAAAUUAAAAAACAUCAAAAGAUUUAUUUUUGUAAAACUUAUCAUGCGAGGUUUUGGCCCAUUAAUCAUUCUUUUAAAUAUCCUAUAAUAUUUGUUGGAGUUGAUUUGGAUUUAUUAGAACAAGAGAAAUAUAAGAAAAUCGGAAAGAAAUUGUUUGAAAUCGGAUAUAAUAAUAGUUCGAUUUUAUUAAAUAUAAAUGAUGAGGAUUAUCUCGGAAAAAUCAAUGUUGAUGAUCGUAAUUUAGAAAAUCCAUAUCUGCAAAGACCAAAAAAACAGAUAAAGUCAAUCAAAGAAAAAUUAUUAUGGCAUAUCAAACGACAUAAUAUUUCGGUGGAUGAUUUAUGUAGAUUUGAAUUAGUUACAAUGCCAAGAUUCUUAGGAUAUGCUUUCAAUCCGAUACAGAUUCCGAACAUGAAUUUCGAAAUGGGCAAGUAUGAUAUGAGUUUUACCAUGAAACGAUCUUUUCAUGUGUCACCAUUUAACGAUCGUUUAGGAAUUUACAAGGCAUUCUGUAAAGAUCCUAAAUCAGGUUAUUUGGAUAUGAGGAUCGUAAUGUACGCGGAUCCAUCACUUUCGGAUCAUAAGCAUUUACCAUCCGAAAAUAUCAUUCCGAGUAAAUCACAAUUUAAAAAGAAAAUGGUCGCUACCGCAUCAGGACCUUCAUACGCCUUAACGAUGAACAGUUUAUUAUAUGCUAUAUUGACAUACCCUUUUGAAAUAUUUUUAACCUUUCCAAGGAUUUUAAAAGAAGCGUACACAUUACAUUAUAAUAAAACGUUAGGGGUUUAUCAUAGGCCAAUUCCCGUUGAUGACACUGUCGUGAAAUUGGAACCAAAUUCAAUUGAUUUGUAUACAUUCGUUUUUAAUUUCUUGGAAAGGGAGGUGGGGUUUUAUGUUUUAUUUCAAGUUGGACCUUGUCACCUAGUUGACAACGUAGACAAUUCAUUCGGAUCAACUCAUAUUACAAUAAAUUUACCUGACGAGAAGAAAUCGCCGAUCAUAAUACGUCCAUCAAAUUUACUUUCGACUAUGAUAUUACCAUAUUCAAAUCAUAUAAUUAUCAACCUUCAUAAUUAUUCAUUCUUUACGAAUUUCUUAAUAAAUCAAAAUCUUUAUAGGGCUUUAUUAAUAGGUUAUUUUGAAAAAUCAUGGGAUUGUAACGAAUUGGAAUUGUUAUUAAACAUGAUCUUUAAUAAUAAAUCAUGCGAAGAGAAGGAACCUUUACACAGAGAUCAUAAAAUUAGGUUAAGCAAUUUUGAAAAUAGAAUAUCAAAGUUAAGGAGAUGGUAUUGGAAAAAUUUAUUUAAGGACCCAGAAAGUUCGGGUGAAAGGGCCAAAAAGGAAUUUGAUCAAUUAUUACAAAACAUGUGGCCUCCUACAGGUGUUAAAGAGGAUUUCAUUGCUACUAUAGUACAAAAUAACGUUUGUUUUGAUAUUAGACUGAACGCAACAGUAUCUGUAGCGUUAAGAGAUUUAUUGGCGAUAAAUAAUGAAGGAAGUGUCAUAGCAUUAUUUUGUUAUACCCACCUUUAUAUGUUAUCCCCAAUCACGUAUCCCUUAUCGACAACAAUAUCAAAAAUAGCUCCGAUCAUAGAAUCAAAACUUCACUUAUUGCCAUUUCCGCCAAGGUACCUACCAUAUGAGAAUAAAGAACCAUUAAAACAUCCAAUAGAUAGAUUCGUAUAUUCGAGCAACCUAUUUACUGAUCAAGAUAAACUCAAGUAUACAUGGAUGAUGUUAUUAAUGGUAUUGGGUUAUAAAAACGAUGCGGGAUUAUGGCAAAUAUUUACAGGAUUUGUGGAAGGACCUAGAGGUAAUCCUUAUUUUGCUGAAAAAUGGUUAUGGGAAGGGAUUGUUGAUUUAUUAAAGAGGUAUGAAAGGAACGAAGAGGAUGAGGAAGAAGAACAAUGGGUUGAAUGUGAUAGUGAUAUUGAAAGUGUUAAAGGCAUCAGCGUUUACAGUUCAAAUGAAAAAACUGACUAUAAUACAAAGAAAAAUACAUUUGAUGGCUGGGAACUUGUUUAUGAAAGGAUAAAUGGUUAUGAUAAUCUACAAAGAGUUAAAUCAAUAUCUACUCCACCUUUACCACCACCGAUAUCAUCACCAAAUGCUUCUAAACCUAAGCAACUUAUUAAUCAUAAUCCUGUAAUAGAAGAAGACAGACAACAGAGAUUAUGGUUAUUUAUUAAAACUUUUAGAGAAGUGGUAUUAUUGAGAAAUGAUUUAAAUUAUUAG